This is a messenger RNA of Rattus rattus (black rat), 3188 nucleotides long. It is a transcript of the gene Znf326, whose product is annotated as zinc finger protein 326. Gene Ontology annotation, cellular component: DBIRD complex; nucleus. The transcript has 14 exons. The coding region runs from base 1 to 2376 and encodes 791 amino acids. Gene Ontology annotation, biological process: regulation of DNA-templated transcription elongation. NCBI's taxonomy places the organism in Eukaryota, Metazoa, Chordata, Mammalia, Rodentia, Muridae. The record is from RefSeq and is a predicted model, not a curated record. Gene Ontology annotation, molecular function: DNA binding.
AUGGCCGGCCAAACGGAGUCCUUCCAGAACAUCCCUCUCCAGCCUUCCGCGCUCCCGUUUCACCUUCCGUCCGCCGCGCUCCCCAGGGUCAGGACCCAGGAGCCCGACAACCGCCUCGCUUCCCGACCCCCACGCGAGACCCGCCCACCGCCUCGCGUCCGCCAAUCGAAGGCCGUUCUGAGGCGACUGGCAGGCCCGUCCGGCCCCGCCCCCAGCCUCGCUGUGGCCUGCGGCUUCCCGGCCAGUAGCGCCGCUGUCGGUCGCGCGGGCCGGUCGUGUGGACACGGUCGUGUCGCGGGCGCUUGCCUCGGGCCACAGCGCAGCGCCGGGACCGUCAUCCCCGCGGCGUCGAGCAUGGACUUCGAGGACGGUGAGCGGCGCGCGGGGCGGGCCGCCGCGGCGGGCGGGCGGGAGGGCGGCGGGCGGCCUGCGCCGGGGGUCUGUUUACCGCCUCAAGAUGGCCGUGUGGCUUUGUUCUCCCUGCGGCCUCGCCCGCGCCGCCUGCAACUUCCGGCCUGUGAGCAGCGGGCCAGCUCACGGGGCCCUCAGGGCAGCGACCCGGUGGCAGAUGAGUAUGCAGAUCUGGGCUUUGCUCACAGCACACUAAUUCCUUGCUGUUUCUGUGUCUUCGUAGAUUACGUGCACUCUACGUGCAGGAGUGCUUACCAGGACUUCAACGGAAUGGAUCGUGAUUAUGGCCCUGGAUCUUAUGGAGGGCUGGAUCGUGACUAUGGCCAUGGAUCCUAUGGGGGUCAAAGAUCCAUGGAUUCCUACCUAAACCAGUCCUAUGGCAUGGACAAUCACAGUGGUGGUGGUGGGGGUAGCAGGUUUGGACCUUAUGAGUCUUACGACUCCAGGUCUUCUCUGGGUGGGCGAGAUCUGUACAGAUCUGGCUAUGGUUUUAAUGAACCCGAACAAACCCGCUUCGGAGGUAGUUAUGGUGGUCGAUUUGAGAGCUCCUACCGGAAUAGCCUUGACUCUUUCGGAGGUAGAAACCAGGGCGGGUCUAGCUGGGAAGCACCUUACUCCCGUUCAAAAUUGAGGCCUGGGUUUAUGGAGGACAGAGGAAGAGAGAAUUACUCUUCCUACAGCAGUUUUUCUUCACCCCAUAUGAAGCCUGCACCUGUAGGCUCUCGGGGGAGAGGAACGCCUGCUUAUCCUGAAAGUCCGUUUGGAAGCAGAAACUAUGAUGCUUUUGGAGGACCAUCAACAGGCAGAGGCCGAGGCCGAGGACACAUGGGUGAUUUUGGAAGCUUCCAUAGACCUGGAAUUAUUGUUGACUAUCAGAACAAACCUGCCAAUGUGACGAUUGCUACUGCAAGAGGAAUAAAAAGGAAAAUGAUGCAAAUAUUUAUUAAGCCCGGGGGAGCCUUUAUCAAGAAACCCAAGCUAGCAAAGCCGAUGGAUAAGAUGAACCUCAGCAAGUCACCUACAAAAACUGAUCCUAAAAAUGAAGAAGAAGAAAAGCGGCGAAUUGAGGCUCGACGAGAGAAGCAAAGACGUAGACGAGAGAAAAACAGUGAGAAAUACGGAGAUGGAUACAGAAUGGCAUUCACAUGUUCAUUUUGUAAAUUUCGAACCUUUGAAGAAAAAGACAUUGAACUGCAUCUGGAAAGUUCUUCACACCAAGAAACAUUAGAUCAUAUUCAGAAACAAACCAAAUUUGAUAAAGUAGUUAUGGAGUUUUUACAUGAAUGUAUGGUAAAUAAAUUUAAAAAAGCAUCUAUUCGUAAGCAACAAACACUUAAUCACCCAGAAGCUUACAAGAUAAUUGAAAAAGAUAUUAUGGAAGGUGUCACUGCCGAUGAUCACAUGAUGAAAGUGGAGACCGUUCACUGUAGUGCUUGUAGCGUGUACAUCCCUGCUUUACACAGCUCAGUUCAGCUGCACCUGAAGUCUCCUGACCAUGGCAAAGGGAAGCAGGCUUAUAAGGAACAGAUAAAGAGGGAAAGUGUGCUGACUGCUACAAGCAUCUUAAACAACCCCAUCGUGAAGGCGCGGUAUGAGCGCUUCGUUAAGGGAGAGAAUCCUUUUGAAGUUCAAGAUCCUGCUCAGGGCCAGCAGAUGGAAGGGGAUGAAGAGGACGACGAAGAGAAGAUCGAUGAACCCAUCGAAGAAGAGGAGGAGGAGGAGGAAGAGGAGGAGGAGGAAGAGGAAGAAGAGGGGGAAGGGGGAGAAGCUGGAUCUGUGGAGGAAGAAGGGGAUGUGGAGGGAGAGGAGGGCACAACAGCAGCAGCAGGGGAAGCUGAUACAGUGGGAGAAGCCGAGGAAGCAGAGGAGGAGGAGGAGGAGGUGGAGGAGGAGGAGGAGGAGGGGGCAGAGGAUUUUGCUGCCCAGACCUGUGCUACCGAGCAGUGUGAGCAUAGUCAGGUGUAGGCUCCACGCUUUGCUGGCUGCCACCGCAGGACGUGGAGGAUGCUGAGUAGCUUAGGACAUGAGCUGACACCGUGUUGCAUGCAUUCCACACAUUAAAGUUUGUUUUAUAUAAUUUCUAAAUGUUUGGCACUUGUUUAAUAAAAUGAAGUUAAGAUGAUUUCAGUUCAGUUUUUAUAGAAACCAAACUUAGAUAUGAUAAAUUGUUUGUAUGAUUUUUAAGCUUAGGUUUUAUUACCUUACUGGUGUUGAGGAUUCCUGGUGUGUGUUGCUCCUCUGCCCGUUGUAAUCAUUUGAACGUAAAUGCUGCUCUCAGAGUGAACCUUAAAGUGUGCGUUCAGGUUCGAACACUUCCUCUAGAUUGAUUGGACAAGUAUUUUGUCCUGAUUUGAGUUUUUCUUUUUUUUUUUUUACAUUGAAUAGCAGUUAGCAUUAAGAUGGCUUCAAGGAUUUGUGUACAGCUCCCUUUGUAGCAAUAAAACGUUCUCUCUUUUUUUUUUAAACAAGAACUUUCUCCUUUGAUUGCAGUUUAAACAUUUCAUCAAUUAAAUGAGUAUUUAAAAAUCAAUAUCUGCCUUAAUGUAUGAGUUUAGCUCACAAGUAUUUCAAGUGAUUGAGAAGACUUGAAUUAAAACAUUUUUCCUCAGUCAUAUUUUUAAAAAGUGUGACUACUGUAUAUUUUCUAACAUAUUUCAGAGGUCAGUCUGUAACUGACCUUGUUUAUACUAGCUUUAGUUUGUUCUUUUCUCUGUGCCUAUGUCAAACCUUGUAAUCUUCCUGAAAAUACAAUUUAAUACAAAUAAUUUGUGUUCUUU